UAAAUAUUACGUUAUUGACAAUGUGUGACACCGAAACGCGCGUCAAUUGCGAAAAAAAAAAUAUUGUAUGCUACAUACUUUUUGUACAGGUAUUUAAAUAAUUAAUCGACUGCAGUCAGAGUGCAAUUUACUUGUGGACCGUGAUACGGGGAAUUUUUAACAAUAUAAAUAUUACUGUCUUUUGAUAAUCAAAACUACCUUUGGAUUUCAUAUCGCAUUAAUUAUUGUCUAUCUUAUAAUAUCCUUAUUAUAACAAAACAAUAGGUACAAUUAUCAAAUAGGAUAGCCAUAUGGUGCGCACGGUGUUCGAAUUGUGUAACGCAAUCAUAACAAAAUAACUUAUACAUUUUGUUAUUUCGGGAAAAAUCAAUUAAGCAAAUAAUUCUAUAAUUUAAGUUAUAAUUAAUUGUUAUUUCUGCGUCCAUUUUAAGUUGACACUAAUUUCAACAUUCUCAACACAAUAUGUAUCAGAGGUUUAUUGAUGAUUCUUCUGCUGGUACGUCGUCUUUGGUAGCUAUGACCCCAGACGAAUUACAAUCAUCAUCUCUUAAGUCCACUAUGCCCAAAUCAAUGUGUGAGAAGACAUCAACACUUAGAUUCUUGCAUGCCAAAAAGAAGUCUGGCCGUGAAUAUACAGUUUCCAUUAUUCUUAUAUGUAUUUGGCUCUUUUGUACUAUAGUUCUUAUGGCAAAACAAGAAAGGAAAGUAGAUGAUGUCCAUCAAAUAACAUUAGCUCCAAAUGAAACUAAAACUCAGAUAAUAUAUAAAAACUAUAUGCCAAAUACAAAUAAAAUACAAUUGAUAUUGGCUGGUGCAUUUCUGCCUGAUUAUUAUAGUACUUUGGCAACACAUUUUUUUAACAUUUGGAUAGAGUUUGAACCAGCUGAAGAUUAUGAUAUGCCCUCAAAACUAGGAUUAAAAUUGGAAGACAUUCAUCAAAGCAGGAAUAUAACUCAAGUAUGGUCAAUACCAAUUGUAAGCGAAUCACUUGUUGAAGUUGUUCCUGAAAUGCAUCAUAAUAAAAUUUUUAAAUUGUUUUCCAAUGUUACUCUACAUGGCGAUACUAGACUUUGUAUGAAUACUACAUUGAGCACUAACUUUCCUAUUGCAUUGACGUAUGAUUUGUUUCCAAUCAACACAGAAUAUGGUAUAAUUUAUGCUGCUCUUGUAUUAAUUGGACUUUAUAUACUAAUUAUAACUGAAGUUGUACACAAAUCAAUUGCAGCAAUAUUAGCAGCCACUAUGUCAAUAUCCAUUCUGGCACUUUUAGAUGAGAGACCAACCAAAGAUGAAUUGUCUUCUUGGGUGGAUAUUGAAACGUUGCUUCUCCUUUUCUGUAUGAUGGUUAUUGUUGGUAUUUUAUCCGAAACAGGCAUUUUUGAUUACUUGGCAAUAGUAGCAUACAAAGAAACCAAAGGUAAAAUUUGGCCAUUAAUCAAUACAUUGUGCUUCUUUACUGCUAUUGUAUCUUCUAUAUUGGAUAAUGUUACUACUGUUCUCCUAAUGACACCUAUAACCAUAAGGUUAUGUGAAGUAAUGCAAAUGAAUCCAGUACCCACUCUUAUGUGUAUUAUAUUUUAUGCAAACUUAGGAGGGGCUUUAACAUUAAUUGGAGAUCCACCAAAUGUAAUAAUUGGAACAAAUAAAGAUGUUAUUGCAAGCGGAAUCGAUUUUACAACAUUUUCUUUACACAUGGGUGCUGGUUUAGUAUUCAUAUUUAUAACAGUAAAUCUACAUUUACGGUUUAUUUUCCGCAAUAUGCAAGAUUUAAAAUUUACUGAACCUCCUAAUGUUACUGAAUUAAGACAAGAAUUGGCAAUUUGGCAAAAAGCCGCAUAUUCUUUGUCUUCAUACUCAAAAGAAGAAGGAGUAGUAAGAGAUAAACUUCUAAGAAAAUGUAAAACUAUUUUUUCAAAGCUUAAAGACACUCUUAAAGGUUUCAAGAUUGAUGUUCUACCAACAGAAAGACUUCAAAAUUAUGAUGAAUCCAUCAAGGAUUUCUUGAAUAAGGAAAAUCCUUUAGAUAAAAGUCUUUUAUGGAAAUGUGCUAUUUCAUUAGGUUUUGUUAUUACUUUGUUUUGCCUGCAUUCAAUUCCUCAACUAAAUCUUAGUCUUGGAUGGAUUGCUUUACUUGGAACAUUACUCUUGUUUAUUCUUGCUGAUCAUGUUGAUAUUGAAUGCAUACUGGGCCGAAUUGAAUGGGCUACAUUGUCAUUUUUUGCUGCGUUAUUUAUUUUAAUUGGGGCAUUAUCUGAGCUAGGUUUAAUCGAGUGGGUAGGUAAACAGACAGAAAUGAUAAUUAUGUCUGUAGCCAAAGAGUACCGAUUGUCAGUUGCUAUAAUUUUAAUUCUUUGGGUUUCUACUAUUGUCUCCUCAUUUGUUGACAAUAUUCCAUUGACUACUAUGAUGAUAAAGGUGAUAACAUCAUUGUCUCAAAAUCCUGAGCUAGAAUUACCAUUACCGCCUUUAGUAUAUGCAUUAGCAUUUGGUGGUUGUCUUGGUGGGAAUGGAACACUGAUUGCUGCUUCAUGUAAUAUGGUAUGUGCUGGAGUAGCUGAACAACAUGGAUACCGAAUGUCCUUUGUGCAAUUCUUCAAAGUUGGAUACCCAGUGAUGUUAGGUAGCAUAGUUAUUGCUACAGUAUAUUUGCUUGUAAGUCAUGUGACAUUUGGAUGGAAUACUUAAUGUUAUUUGUUACAUCAUCAGAUUUUCAAAUAAUGUUCCUGUAAAAAUAUCUAACAAGAAGAUAAAUAAAUUUUCUAUAUUUUAGUUUAAAUUUAAAUUUAAAUUGUUUUUUCUUAUUUAAGUAGUAUUAAGUAUAUUAAUUAUUGUUUAUUUAAAAAAAAAAUCCUUUUUAGCUAACUCAACUAUUUUGAGCAUAAUAUUUUAUUCUUUUGAUUUAUAUUCAAAUAAAUAAAUUAGUUCUAUUUUUAACAUGAAUUAUAUUUUGAAUAUUUUUAUGCUAACAUUUACUUAUUACUAACUAUAGUACCUAGUAGCUAAUGGAUUUUAUGUAUGUAUAAAUAGUAUAUAAGUAAUAUAGUUAUUUUGUUUAAAUAUAUUUUUUUAAAUCUAUAAAUAUCAGGCCCGUAUACAGGGGGAUUAGGGGUUCAACCCCCCCCCCCUCCCCCCGAACUUUUAUAUUUUGUAGUGUUUAAUAGUAUUAAUCAAAUUAUAAUAUAAUUAUGUAUUUUAGUUCA
Molecule: messenger RNA, 3200 nt
Organism: Aphis gossypii (cotton aphid)
Lineage: Eukaryota; Metazoa; Arthropoda; Insecta; Hemiptera; Aphididae
Product: P protein-like
Exons: 18
Coding region: 463-2685 (740 amino acids)
Biological process (GO): transmembrane transport
Cellular component (GO): membrane
Source: RefSeq, a predicted model, not a curated record